CUUUUCACAUGGCGAAGUAGAAGAAGAGUAACUUCUGUUUUUAUUUUACAAAACAUUCGGAGAAAUAUAAUGUCAUUCAUGCGUUUGUGUUUUUACUCACGCGAUAAAACGGAUAAAAUAUUGCCGUUUGUUUAUUCUUUUAAAACGUCUCAAUAAUUUAGGAAAAAAUACGCUGGAUCUUUAUUUAUUUUUUAUGACUUAAAGUAUUUUCUUUAAGACCCUGUCACGUGAAAUAACAGACUUUGACCCCAAAGCUCAUCACUUUGAAUGAUCAAAAAGCAAUACGAUUCGACAGUGAAAAGGUCUCCAAAUACAUUCACCAUCCUUUCAUCAUCAUGCCAGCGAUGAAGAACAGUACAAACAGACCAAAACUGGACUGGAAGUUCUUACAGAGAUUCUGCAGUAUUCUGAAGAUCCUUUUCCCAUCCUGGGCCAAUCAAAACGUGCGAAUGUUCAUGACGCUCCUUGGCGUCACACUUUCAGUUCAGCUUGUGAUUUAUCAAGUGGGUCUGAUUCCGAGUCAGUUUUAUGGAAUUCUGUCUGAGAAGAACUAUAGCAGAUUUAAAGAUCUUGUGUUGUUUGCAGUCUUACUCAUCCUGAUCAAUUCAACACUGAAAAGUCUGGACCAGUACGUCAGCAGCCUGCUUUAUGUGAGCUGGAGGAAGUCUUUAACAGAAGAACUCCAUGACACCUACUUUCAGGGUCGCGUUUACUACACCCUCAACGUACUACACAAAGACAUCGACAACCCAGACCAGCGAAUCAGUCAAGAUGUGGAGAGGUUAUGUAAGCAGAUGAGCACAAUGGCUAGUCGACUUCUCGUUUCCCCGUUUACCAUCUCUUACUACACCUAUCAGUGCUUUAACAGUGCUGGUUGGAUUGGAUUUGUUAGCAUCUUUGGCUACUUCGGGAUUGGAACCUUUGUCAAUAAGAUCUUGAUAGGACCCAUUGUGACCAUGCUGGUUGAGCAAGAAAAACUAGAAGGAGAUUUCAGGUUCAAACACAUGCAGAUUCGAGUAAAUGCAGAAUCUGCCGCUUUCUACAGGGCAGGGAAAGUGGAACACAUGCGGACGAACCGAAGGCUACAGAUACUUUUAUCCACACAGAAAAGUCUAAUGAACAAAGAGUUUUGGCUUUACAUUGGGGUAAAUACUUUUGACUAUAUGGGCAGUAUCCUCAGCUAUAUUGUUAUAGCGAUACCCAUCUUUGCUGGAGUGUAUGAUGGACUCUCACCUGGAGAAUUGAGUGCACUUGUCAGUAAGAACGCUUUUGUCUGCAUUUAUCUGAUAAACUGCUUCACGCAACUCAUAGACCUUUCAACCACCUUAUCUGACGUUGCUGGAUACACCCACAGAAUUGGAGAACUAAGGGAAGUAAUGUCUGACAUUGCCGAGAAACAGCGGGACCAGGAAAGAUAUGAUCCUCUGUCGAAGGAACCUGGUGACUUUGACAUGUAUGAUGAUAGAGAAGCUCAGACAGCGGACACAGCGUUUGUGUUGGAUAAGCUCUCCUUCAGAUCGCCCGUCUCACAGGAGCUGCUUGUAAAAGAUCUGACCAUGAAGAUCUCUGAAGGAACGAACCUGCUUGUGGUGGGAAACACGGGAACUGGAAAAACAUCCUUACUGAGAGUUCUCAACUUCCUUUGGGAGCCAUGCAAUGGAUCUGUGGACAUGACCACAUGUUUUGGACCGAGAGGUGUUAUGUUCCUACCACAAAAACCAUAUCUCACUGACGGUACUCUGAGAGAACAGGUGAUCUAUCCAUUAAAGGAUAUAUAUCCAGCAUCAGGGUCUGCAGACGAUGAACGAAUAUUUAAAUACCUGGAACUCUCUGGUUUGUUGAAUCUUCUGAACAGAACUGGAGGGCUGGAUGCAAAAGUAGACUGGAAUUGGUAUGAUGUUUUGUCACCAGGAGAAAUGCAAAGGCUUUGUUUUGCCAGACUUUUCUACCUGCAGCCCAAAUAUGCAGUGUUGGAUGAAGCCACAAGUGCUCUGACAGAAGAGGCAGAAGAUCUGCUGUAUAAAGCCUGUAAACAUUUGGGUAUGACCCUCAUCAGUCUGGGUCACCGGCGCAGUUUGGAAAAGCAUCAUGAUGUCAUUUUGCGACUGUGUGGAGGUGGCCAAUGGGAACUUGUCAAACUCAAACCAGAGUGAACCUUCAGUUUAAACUGAUAAUACUAGUCUGGUUUGUGACUAUGGCUGCAUUUAAACCCAGAUAGCUUGAAACUUCAGAGAAGUGUUUUUAAUGUUUACUAGGCAGCAUACGGACAUUUACUUGGUAUGUUUAUGAUACCUUCAUAUGCUGUCAACUCAUAUACUCUCCACCAUUUUAUAUAGUAUUAAAGGAAUAGUCUACUCAUUUUCAAUA
Molecule: messenger RNA, 2367 nt
Organism: Misgurnus anguillicaudatus (oriental weatherfish)
Lineage: Eukaryota; Metazoa; Chordata; Actinopteri; Cypriniformes; Cobitidae
Gene: abcd4
Product: ATP-binding cassette, sub-family D (ALD), member 4
Biological process (GO): fatty acid beta-oxidation; very long-chain fatty acid catabolic process; long-chain fatty acid import into peroxisome
Cellular component (GO): peroxisomal membrane
Molecular function (GO): ATP hydrolysis activity; ATP binding; ABC-type transporter activity
Source: RefSeq, a predicted model, not a curated record